CCCGGAGCGCGCGGGGCGGGGCUCCGGCGUAGCCAGCUACCCGUUGAGCUUGCUGGUGCUCAGCGUCGGGCGCGGGAUCCAACUCCAGCGGCAUGGGGCCGGGCGGCGUGGCCGACUCGCUCCUCUCUGGAGCUUGCGUGCUCUUCACCCUCGGCAUGUUCUCCACCGGCCUCUCGGACCUCAGGCAUAUGCAGAUGACCCGGAGCGUGGACAGCGUCCAGUUCCUGCCCUUUCUCACCACGGAUAUCAACAACCUGAGCUGGCUGAGUUACGGGGUCUUGAAGGGAGACGGGACCCUCAUCGUGGUCAACGCCGUAGGUGCUGUGCUUCAGACUCUGUAUAUCUUGGUGUAUCUUCACUACAGCCCUCAGAAGCGUGCUGUGCUCCUACAGACUGCAACCCUGCUGGGGGUACUUCUCAUAGGUUAUGGCUACUUUUGGCUCCUGGUGCCUGACCUUGAGGCUCAGCUGCAGCAGCUGGGCCUCUUCUGCAGUGUCUUCACCAUCAGCAUGUACCUCUCACCACUGGCUGAUUUGGCCAAGGUUAUUCAGACUAAAUCAACCCAGUGUCUCUCCUUCUCACUCACCAUUGCCACCCUCCUUACCUCUUCCUCCUGGUCCCUCUAUGGGUUUCGCCUCAAAGAUCCCUACAUCAUGGUGCCCAACCUUCCAGGAAUCCUUACAAGCUUUAUCCGCCUCUGGCUUUUCUGGAAGUACCCCCAGAAGCAAGACAGAAACUAUCGGCUCCUGCAAACCUGAGGCAGUUCACCUGACCAUUGGGCACUUUAAUGCCAACUUGAUACCAAAGCAAGCUCCUUGUUUUGACUGGUCCUGGUAACCAGUUCAUGGGUGCAGUACGUUGUGGGAAAGAGAGGACUUUGGGAUUAGAGGGAUCAAAGAAAGAGCUUUACUUAGCUCAGGUGGGACCUAGGAGAUGAAAUCACUUUUUUUUUUGAGAGAGAGAGAUAUUAUCUUUUGUAAUUAUGAAGGUUGGGGUGAUAUCUUUAGAAUGUGCCUUAAAAUAAACUGUUCCCCACCCAUGCC
This is a messenger RNA of Sciurus carolinensis (gray squirrel), 1043 nucleotides long. RefSeq names its product solute carrier family 50 member 1 (gene Slc50a1). Gene Ontology annotation, biological process: carbohydrate transport. Gene Ontology annotation, molecular function: sugar transmembrane transporter activity. Gene Ontology annotation, cellular component: membrane. Lineage: Eukaryota; Metazoa; Chordata; Mammalia; Rodentia; Sciuridae. The record is from RefSeq and is a predicted model, not a curated record. The coding region runs from base 93 to 758 and encodes 221 amino acids. The transcript has 6 exons.